Amborella trichopoda is the source of this 1634-nucleotide messenger RNA. RefSeq names its product Transducin/WD40 repeat-like superfamily protein (gene SAP). Gene Ontology annotation, molecular function: protein binding. The record is from RefSeq and is a predicted model, not a curated record. NCBI's taxonomy places the organism in Eukaryota, Viridiplantae, Streptophyta, Magnoliopsida, Amborellales, Amborellaceae.
CUCUCCCUUUCCUUUUGUUUUUUAUUUUUUACUGUAUCUGCUUUGCUGUGUGAUUCAUUUUCAGUUUUUCUCUCUAUUUCUCACAACUGUUUUCGGCUCUCUUUCUCUAGAGUUAUCCAUGUCUUCUUCUACUGAAAACGGAGAAGACAGUGGUGAAGAAGAAGCAGUGGCUUCGACUUCUCGGUUGGAGACGAGGCGAAGGGUUUCUGCAUCUUCGGCUGCUCGACUGAUAGCAUCCACAAAUGGAGUUUGGCCUGAACCUUUCGUCGAAUCUCUCGCUGUGAAUGUUGCUAUGGAAGCGUAUAAUAGCGUUGGUCCAUUAGCAGCUGGUCCGGCCCUCGCAAACCUAUUCAUGGUAUGCUCGACCUGGCGCAGCGUCUCCACCUCCGAAACCCUAUGGCGAGUCCUCUGCUCCAAUGUGUGGGGUUUCAGCACCCUAACCCGGGCCUCUUGGCGAUCCGAAUAUGCGUUCAGACAUCGAACCGCGUCCAACUUCCGCAAUCGCCAGUCGCGCCACUUCACCCUCCAGCUCGAGCCCACCUCGCCUGCCUCCACGCCCACUUGCCGGCGCAUCGGUCUCUCUGACCGCUACUUGGCCCUAGGCUUCCUUGAUGGCUCAGUCCGAGCCUUUGAUUUACGCACUCGAGCCCAUCUUGGGUCGUAUUGUCCAGCCCACUCGGAUCGACUGGGCCCGUACUCCCGAGCCGUGUCUGGGCUCGUCAUAGAUAAUGAUCGACUCGUGUUUGCCUUGUUGGAUGGGAAUGUUUAUGAGGGGGAUAUUUCGGGCUGGGUUUUCCGGCGAGUUUUGGCUGGAAACGUGGUGGAUAACGGCACAUGCGUUGAUUUUAACGGUAACGGUCGAUUUUGGGUGGGGCUUUUUGCUGGGGUGCCCGGUCGAGCCGUCAGGGUUUGGGAUGCGGUAACGGAGGAGACGCUAUUUGUUGGGGGUGAUCUGACGGACCCAGAUGCUGUUCGUGGGUGGCGCCUCCUCACCGAGCCGCACCGGACCCUGGGGCGCGUGCGAGUGGGCGCUGGUGGACUCGUGGUCGCCUGCACCGAGUCAAGAGUUUCGGUAGUUUUCGGCGCCGAAGACGAAAUUUACGAAAGCUUCGGAGACUUCAUGGUUGGGUGUUUCGACGCUCAUGGCGAAAGGUGCCUGGUCGUGUCUAGAGAUGAGGAAGCUACAAUCAGGCACUUGCCGGACCUGAAUCGCACGUGCGAGUUUGAGGUGGAGGGGGUUGCCACGAAUGAGGCAUUGGGUUGCAUGAAUUGGACUCAGGGUUUUGUUUGUUCGGAGGGGGUAAUAGGCACGUGGGAUCUGAGGAGUGGCGAGAAUUUGUAUCAUUUCAGGGAGGAUUUAGGUGAGGCCACGGCCAUUGUGGCGGAUGAUUUACAUGUGGCGGCGGUUACAACAGACGCGUUGCUUCAUUUGUGGAGCUUUGCUGCGCUCUAGAGGGUAGUUAGGUGACAGGUGCGCCCAUAGAGCGAGUGAACCAAGUUUGAGAGAGAGGAGAGGGAGAUUGACUAUUCUUUUUUAAAAGAGGCGGCGGCCGCACAGAAUCAGAAACUAUGUUUUAUGUCCAUGGCCAUGCUGCUACUGUGUUAGAGAAAAGAGGUUUGGAUAUGGGAAACAA